AUGUCCUCCGUAACAUCCGCAGAAACGCGCGCGCGUCGGCGCGCUGAAGUGGACCGCGCAACUGAGAUUCAGACCCGCGCCGCAAUCAUUGGAGGCGCACAGUAUGGAUUGGUGGGUGCAGGUGCAGCCACGAUUGCACACUAUACUUGGCCAGCAUUUCGCAAGCAGACGUUAGCAGGGAAGGCUUUCUUGGUGUCAAUCAUCUCCAUUUACGGCUUCGUAAUGAAUGCCGAAAGCGCAUUGAUGGCGCACGAACACACCCAGCGCAAGGUCGACGGCGACAUGCGCCGCGCUGCACGCGCCGAUCUCACCUCAAGAGGAAUUGUGCCUACUGAAACGGAGAUCUUGAAGUGGCAGCGGGAGCGGGAAGCUCCGUCAAAUUCGACACCUUAA
This is a messenger RNA of Peniophora sp. CBMAI 1063, 393 nucleotides long. NCBI's taxonomy places the organism in Eukaryota, Fungi, Basidiomycota, Agaricomycetes, Russulales, Peniophoraceae. The record is from the annotation of a GenBank genome assembly.